Molecule: messenger RNA, 2469 nt
Organism: Scheffersomyces stipitis CBS 6054
Lineage: Eukaryota; Fungi; Ascomycota; Pichiomycetes; Serinales; Debaryomycetaceae
Gene: DNM1
Product: dynamin-related GTPase
Exons: 1
Coding region: 1-2469 (822 amino acids)
Biological process (GO): peroxisome fission; mitochondrial fission
Cellular component (GO): microtubule; cytoplasm; peroxisome
Molecular function (GO): GTPase activity; microtubule binding; GTP binding
Source: RefSeq, a predicted model, not a curated record
AUGUCGUUGCAAGACCUCAUUCCCGUCGUCAACAAGCUUCAGGACAUCGUGACCACGACCCAGUUGGCUGAGUUGGAUUUACCCAUUUUGGCAGUCGUAGGCUCUCAGUCAUGUGGUAAGUCUUCUGUGCUUGAAAACAUCGUUGGACGCGACUUUUUGCCCCGUGGAACAGGCAUUGUCACCAGAAGACCGUUGGUGUUGCAGUUGAUGAACAUCCUGGAAAACGACCCCGUGAUCAAUUCUGACACCGGAUUUCGUUCGCUGAGUUCGUCUUUCAGUAACGGUGAGGCGCUGGACGAAGCAGUCAAUUUGGAAGACCAUUUGAGACGACAUGCUGCCAAUGGGAGCUACCAACCUCCCAACGAAUGGGGAGAAUUCUUGCAUAUUCCCCAUAAACGUUUCUAUAACUUCCUGGACAUCAGAAGAGAGAUUGAAAAUGAGACCCACAGAAUCGCCGGACAAAAUAAGGGUAUUAGCAGAUUGCCCAUCAACUUGAAGAUCUACUCUCCUAGAGUGUUGAAUUUGACGUUAGUGGACCUUCCUGGUUUGACCAAGAUUCCUAUCGGUGACCAGCCCACAGAUAUCGAGAAACAAACGAGAAACUUAAUCUUGGAGUACGUGUCCAAGCCCAACUGUAUCAUAUUGGCUGUUUCGCCAGCCAACGUAGACUUGGUCAAUUCAGAAUCAUUGAAGUUGGCCAGACAAGUAGAUCCUACCGGUAAGAGAACUGUGGGUGUGUUGACCAAAUUGGACCUUAUGGAUCAAGGUACGAAUGCGUUGGAUAUCUUAAAAGGAAAUGUAUAUCCCUUAAAACUUGGAUUCAUCGGGAUCGUCAACAGAUCGCAACAGGAUAUCUCAGACAACAAGUCGUUAGAUGAUUCGUUGUUCUCUGAACAACAAUUCUUCCAGAACCAUACGGCCUAUAGGUCGAUGUCUAGCAAGUGCGGUACCAAAUACUUGGCAUUGACGCUAAACAAAAUCUUGAUGACCCACAUAAGAGACAGAUUACCAGAUAUCAAGGCUAAGUUGAACACUUUAAUGGGUCAAACUGAGCAAGAAUUAGCCAGUUAUGGCGAAAUUCCAUCGCAUUUGAAAGAUUCCAAAGAAUCCAGAGGUGCAAUGGUCUUGUCUUUGAUGACAAAGUUUGCUACGACCUUUAUGAACUCAAUUGAAGGAACGUCAGUUAACGAAUUAUCAACAAAGGAGUUGUGUGGAGGCGCCAGAAUCUACUAUAUUUACAACGAGGUAUUUGGCUCGCAGCUAGCAGCCAUUAAUCCUACUCAGAACCUAACCAUUCACGAUAUAAGGAUUGCUAUUAGAAACUCUACUGGGCCCAGGCCAUCCUUAUUUGUUCCUGAGUUAGCCUUCGAUCUUCUUGUGAAACCACAGAUCAAGUUGCUAGAGGAUCCCUCACGUAGAUGUGUGGAGAUGGUCUAUGAGGAAUUGAUGAAGAUUGUUCACAAUGUCUGCUCCUCCAAUAUUGGACUUGAAUUGAACAGAUACCCUCGCUUACAAAGCAAAUUGAUCGAAGUAGUUUCUGAUCUCUUGAGAGAAAGAUUGGGUCCCACUAUAAAGUAUGUGGAAUCGUUGAUUGAUAUACACAAGGCUUAUAUCAACACCAACCAUCCCAACUUUGUGGGUGCAGCAAGAGCCAUGAGCAUCGUUGUGGAAGAACGCCAGAAGCAAAAGGAGUUCGAACAAAAAAGCAAAAUGAGACUCGCUAGCGAGCGAAUUUUGAACAAGAAAUACAGCGAUUCAAUUGAAGAAGAAGAAGGAGACGAUGAAAAGAACCCAGACGAAGAUAUAAAUUCUGUGGAUGACGUAAUUCCUGUGAAACACAAGAGAUCUGAAUCUGGAAAGACUUACUCAGUCAAGGCCGAAUCCACUCCUAAUUUGGCAGGAAGCCAACACAACCAUUAUCAGCAAGAAUCGUACUUGAACUAUUUCUUUGGUAAGGAUCCAGUUAUUCACCAGCAACACAUGCAGACUCAGGCACAAUUGAACCCAACUCCUUUUAAGUUUCCACAUCAUCAAGAAUCGUUGCAAUUCAACUCCAACUUUGUCAAUGGCAUGGCCAAUAACUCACAACCCAACUUGGAUCAUUUCAAGCUGAUGAGUCUCACAGAUUCCAUUCAAGACGACUCGACGUCGUUUGAAAGUGAUGAAACUCUCAACGACUUGACUGAAAGAGAGCAGCUAGAAUGUGAACUCAUCAGACGUUUGAUCAUCUCUUACUUCUGUAUUGUUAGGGAAAUGAUUCAGGACCAGGUUCCCAAGUCUAUUAUGUGCUUGUUGGUCAACUACAUCAAGCAACAUAUCCAAAACCGUUUGGUGGUGAAGUUGUACAGCGAAGACUUGUUCAAUGAGUUGUUACAGGAAGACGAAGGUAUUCAAGCGGAGCGCGAAAAGUGUAUGUCUUUGUUGAAGACCUAUAGAGAGGCCUCUAGAAUUAUCAGUGAUGUCGUAUGA